Molecule: messenger RNA, 423 nt
Organism: Paramuricea clavata
Lineage: Eukaryota; Metazoa; Cnidaria; Anthozoa; Malacalcyonacea; Plexauridae
Source: the annotation of a GenBank genome assembly
AUGAUGAAUACUCUUCCACCAAGUUCAAAGAAGACAUUCGAAGAGUAUUUUAAUGAAGAUAUAUUACCAAAGAUGCAGGUUUACUUCAGAAAGUAUGAAAGAACAGACAUCGUGUUCGACACAUACCGUGAAUCAAGCUUGAAAAAUGAGACGAGAACCAACAGAGGAAAAGGCAUCAGAAGAAGGGUAACAUCCACUACUAAAGCACCAGGAAAUUGGAGAGCAUUUUUGCAAGACGGUGAGAACAAAACAGAACUUUUUAAGUUCCUUGCUGACAAGAUAUCUGACGCUGAUGGCCUUGUAAACACUGUCAUAGUAACAAAGGGGGAAGAUGUUGUUAGUAAUAGAGCCGUACCUCAAGAAGUUAAGCCGUGCAAUCACGAAGAGGCCGAUACACGAUUUUUGUACAUGCCAGAAGUCUAG